AAGGGGCUGUGCCAAGGGACCGAGAAGGUGGAGCUAAGAGUGAUCAAGAGAAAUCUGAGAGGGCCUCCAGCUAACUGGGCUUCAAGUGAUACCUGUACUGUUGAUGAAUUAACCAGGUUCUGGCUGCUGUUGUCCUGCACUGCAAGUAACUUUCAACAUUCCCCUGAAACUCUCCUGCCCACGUUAGGCACAUGGAGCUGAAGGAGACCAACCGUGAUCCCUCAGGAGUGCACAAUUUGGCCUUCCAGAAUGACAGUGGAAGUGUGGAUGCUACAAAUCUGGAAGGCCUCGGAGACAGUUCGCAGAAAAUCAAGAAUUCACAAAAUAAGAGAACAGGGCACACUGAUCAGGGGGAUGAAUACAUCAAUAUUGAGAGUGAUCUGCUGGAAAACAAAUGUGCCUCAGUAGAUGAUGAGCAACCACGCUUGAAAGGGCAUUUAGAAAAGAACUAUGAUAAAAUCUGUGAAUUUUACAAGGAACAUAAAAUUAGAAUUCACUAUGUGAUCUGUGGAAUUUUAAUGACAGCAUACUUGGCAGUAGUUAUUGCAGCCUGCAGCUUGAAUUUUCAGAGAGCCUUGCCACUCUUUAUCAUCACUGUCAUGGUCACAUUCUUCAUCUGCUGGGAUAUUUUAAUAGCUAAGUAUGAAGACAAAAUUACUGCAUUCUUUUCCCCUGGAGAAAGAUAUCUGAAAAAACAGUGGUUUUGGCUGAAAUGGGUGUUGUGUGCAGCUCUUAUUAUAACUAUCAUCUGCUGGCUCAUCUUUGACACAAUGGAACAGGGAUCCCGCCAGCUAAUCUCCUUUGGUGGGCUUGUGAUGUAUGUUCUCCUGAUGCUUAUCUUUUCCAAAUAUCCAGCCAGAGUUGCUUGGAGACCAGUACUUUCAGGAAUAGGAAUGCAGUUUAUUCUUGGGCUUCUUAUUCUGAGGACCAAAGUGGGUUUUGAUGUAUUUAACUGGCUAGGCAUUCAGAUCCAGACUUUUCUGGAGUACUCUGACACAGGUGCCAAGUUUGUGUUUGGUGAAAAAUACAAGGAUCAUUUCUUCGCUUUUAAGGUACUGCCAAUUGUGGUUUUCUUCAGCACAGUAAUGAAUAUUCUUUACCAUGUUGGAUUUAUGCAGUGGCUCAUUGGAAAGGUUGGUUGGAUAAUGCACAUUUUCAUGGGGACAACUCCUAUUGAAUCUCUGGUAGCUGCAGGUAACAUAUUUGUGGGACAGACAGAAUCUCCUCUCCUGGUGAGGCCCUACUUACCAUACAUCACCAAAUCUGAACUCCAUGCAGUCAUGACAGCAGGAUUCUCAACUAUUGCGGGAAGUGUCUUAGGAGCAUAUAUUUCUUUUGGGAUUUCCUCCUCCCACCUACUGACUGCUUCUGUCAUGUCAGCACCGGCAUCAUUAGCCACCUCCAAACUAUUCUGGCCUGAAACUGAAAAGCCUCUGGUAACUCUGAGAAGUAGCCUACAAAUGGUAAAAUGUGAGUCAAGGAGUCUUCUGGAAGCAGCCAGUCAGGGUGCCUCUACCUCCAUCACACUGGUAGCAAACAUCGCCGUGAAUCUGAUCUCCUUCCUUGCCUUGCUGACUUUUCUUGACUCAUCCCUUUCGUGGCUGGGCAGCUUGUUUGACUACCCACAGUUGAGCUUUGAGACUAUUUGUGCUUAUGUCUUCAUGCCAUUCUCUUUCAUGAUGGGAGUAGACUGGGAAGAUAGUUUUAUUGUUGGUGGCCUACUAGGUUACAAAACUUUCUUCAAUGAAUUUUUGGCUUACGAGCGUCUUUCAAAACUGAUUGACAACCGAGAAAAGGGUGGAAGCAUGUACAUUAAUGGUGUGAAACAGUAUAUGACAGUUCGCUCUGAAGUCAUUGCCACCUAUGCUCUUUGUGGCUUUGCCAACUUCGGCUCCCUGGGACUGGUAAUAGGAGGCUUGACAAGCAUUGCUCCCUCAAAAAGGAAGGAAAUAGCUGAUGGUGCUCUCAGAGCAAUGAUUGCGGGAACUGUCGCCUGUUUCAUGACAGCCUGUGUUGCAGGAAUGCUGACUGUCCCUGAUCUGGAAGUUCCUUGCCACAUCUUAUUAGGAAAUGCCUCCAGCUUCACAGAUUUCCCUGCCAAGAACAUAAAGCUAGCUGAAUGCUGCCAGCGUCUCUUCACCAGUGCAGAUCAUUCAGAGAAGAUCUUUCCUGAGGGAAACUACAGUUUGAGUUCCUGGAAAGUAUGUUGCCAAAUACUGGGUCGACCCGCUGUUCAUUGUACUUAGACUAAGUUCUAAUUUUUUGCGGGGGAUAGAUUAUAAAUAAGAGUUGUGUUCCUCAGAAGAAGGGAAAUAAAAAAUUGCCUUUGUAACAAUAAGUGUGAAUUUCCCCCAUGCAAUCUUUAUUUCCCAUCUCUUACCAGCCCAGUUCCUCUGACUUGCUUGGUAUUAGUCAUGAAUGAAACUGGGAUAAAUGCAAGACAUCUCUUGCUGCAAAUCUCUUCUUCCAUUACAAAUCAAAAUAGAAGA
Molecule: messenger RNA, 2489 nt
Organism: Empidonax traillii (willow flycatcher)
Lineage: Eukaryota; Metazoa; Chordata; Aves; Passeriformes; Tyrannidae
Gene: SLC28A3
Product: solute carrier family 28 member 3
Exons: 18
Coding region: 192-2246 (684 amino acids)
Biological process (GO): purine nucleoside transmembrane transport; pyrimidine nucleoside transport
Cellular component (GO): membrane
Molecular function (GO): purine-specific nucleoside:sodium symporter activity; pyrimidine- and adenosine-specific:sodium symporter activity
Source: RefSeq, a predicted model, not a curated record